Messenger RNA from Aureococcus anophagefferens, 2646 nucleotides. RefSeq lists its product as hypothetical. The transcript is spliced from 3 exons. The record is from RefSeq and is a predicted model, not a curated record. The coding region runs from base 1 to 2646 and encodes 881 amino acids. NCBI's taxonomy places the organism in Eukaryota, Pelagophyceae, Pelagomonadales, Pelagomonadaceae. Gene Ontology annotation, molecular function: GTPase activator activity; calcium ion binding.
AUGGACCUCUCCGAGGCGGAACAGAUCGGCGCCGCCCUCGGGUUCGAGGGCACGGUGAGCAAGACGGGCUACCUCGUGAAGCGGGCCAAGAAGAGCGGCGCCGCCCGGCGCGCGAACUGGAAGAAGCGCUACUUCGUGCUCAACGGGAGCUCGCUCGUCUACUACGAGACGCACAAGAAGAUGGACGACGCCAAGGGCGACCUCCUCCUCACCGUCGGCUGCGAGGUGAGCGACGUCGACGAGCCCAAGCGCCAGUUCUGCUUCGAGAUCUCCACGAACAACGAGGCGCUGCGGCUGUCCGCGACGUCCGAGGCCGAGCGCGACGCGUGGAAGGCGGCCAUCGCCGACACCGUGUCCCUGCUCGGCAGCACGUGCCAGUCCUACCUCUCCAUCGACGUCCGCGGCGUCUUCGGCACGAAGACGACGCGGAAGUUCUUCGUGCUCCACGGCUCGGCCCUCACGUACCACGCGGACCACCACUCGACCUACAAGAAGCAGGGCGAGUUCAAGCUCCAUUCCGGGAGCCGCGUCGAGCCCCGCGGCGACUGCGGCCUCGAGGUCGCGUCCGGCGAGAAGACCAUAACGCUCGUCGCCAAGUCCGGCGACGAGCGCGACGCCUGGCUCGCCGGCGUCGAGGCCGCCAUCGCCAAGCUCGUCGCGCGCGACGACCUCGCGAGCAAGCGCAGCGGCGAGAACGACGAGCAGGUGCUCCUCGACGGCUACCUCGCGACGCAGCCCCUGAAGGCGCAGCGCGACGACCCGUGGCCGCUCCGGUUCUACGCGCUGACGUCGUCGGCGCUCUACAAGGCCGAGGACAAGUACAGCCUCGAGGCCCUCAACGUCUACCUCAUGGAGCCGACGUGCUCCGUCUACCACACGCGGCUCUACGCGAACGCGUUCGAGCUCGUGACGACGCAGGGCGCGCUCCACCUCUACGGGUCGUCCAAGGAGGAGACGGAGGCGUGGAUCGACGCGCUCCGCGGCGCCAUCGCCAACUCCCGCGGCCUGUCGAGCGACCCGCUGUUGAGCGCGGCGAAGCGGAUACCGUUAGAGACCUACGACGUCCACUUCGCGACGAAGCAGAAGCUCAAACUGCUCAACAUCGUCCUCGAGCGCGCGGCCGAGUGGGCCGUCGUCAAGCACGUCCGCGCGCCGGCGGCCGGCGGCUCGCCGUCCGCCGCCGUCACGGAGGGCUCCGCGCUCGUCGCCGUCGACGGCGACUCGACGAUGAUCGCGCCCUACCAGGACACGAUCAAGCGCCUCACGGGCUGGCAGCCGCCGCUCACGCUCACCUUCGCGCGCGCGCCCGUCCUCUCCGGCUGGCUCCACAAGCAGGCCCGGGGCCGCAGCGCGCGGACCGGCGGCGCGUCCGGCGCGAAGAACAACUGGAAGGAGCGCUACUUCGUGCUCAAGGAGUCGAAGCUGUCCUACUACACGUCGAAAGACGACGAGGAGUCGCUCAAGGACCGCAUCCACCUCAUGGGCUCCGUCGUGUCCCUCGUGCCCAACCAGGAGAGCGGCCGCCACUUCACGUUCCGCGUCGUCUCCGGCUGCGCCGUCCUCGUCAUGCAGGCGACGACGGUGCAGGACAUGCUCCUCUGGGCGACGACGCUCUACCACGGCAUCGCCGUCGCGAACGGCGGCGGCUACCUCCUCGAGGCCGAGCGGCUCCGCGCGGCCGAGGCCGCCGAGGCGCGGCGGAAGCGCGACGAGCUCGAGGCCGCGCGCCUCGAGGCCGAGGCCCAGGCCGCGGCCGAGGCGGCCGCGCGGCGCGCCGAGGCCGAGGCGCGCGAGGCCCGGGAGCGGGCCGAGGCCGAGGCCGCGGCGCGCGCCGAGGCCGCGGCGCGCGCCGAGGCCGAGGCGACGCGCGCGGCGCUCGAGGCCGAGCGCCUCGCGGCCGAGGGCGAGGCCGACGCGGCGGCGCGCGCCGAGGCCGAGCGCGCGCGCGCCGAGGCCGAGGCCGCGCGCGCGCGCGCCGAGGCCGACGCGGCCGCCGCCGCGGCCGCGAGGCGCGACGAGGCCGCGCGCGCCGCGGCGCUCGCGGAGGCCGAGCGCUCGCGGGCCGAGGAGGCCGCGGCGCGGGCCGAGACCGACGCGGCGCUCGAGCGCGCGGCCGUCGAGGCCGCGGAGGCCGAGCUGAAGAGCGACCGCGCGUCGUCCGCGCCGCCGCCGCCCGCGGCCGAGGCGCCCGCGGCCAUGGCCCUGCCGGCGCCGCCGGACGCCGCGGCGCCCGCGGCGCCCGCCGCGCCGCCGGACGACGCCGCGGCCGGCGACGACGGCGACGACGACGACGACGGCGGCGCCGCGGCGGCCGCGGACGCCGACGAGGUCGACCUCACGGCGCCCCUCGAGGAGGGCGAGCUCGACGCCGUCUUCCACGUCGUCCACGCGGACAAGGGCUUCCUCAACACCAUGCAGUUCAUCGCGCUGCUCCGCGCCAUCGGCGCGUCGGCGGACGGCAACCUCAAGUUCGAGCUCGACCUCUUCCACGAGUUCGACGUCGAGGGCUCCGGCAAGCUCGAGAAGGCCGAGUUCACGCGCGGCUUCCAGAAGUACGUCGCGCGCCACGGCGUCGACAGCCCCCACGUCGCCGACAUCAUCCGCGGCGUCCGCCACUACAAGAAGCGCGGCACCGUCGAGCUCUGA